UUGUGUUCUGUUUACUUUUAAAGUAUAGUGGUUGAUUCGUCGAAAUUACAUCUCCGUUUAACUCUGAGAUUUGAUUUAAUCGUUCGAAAUGGUGUAUAAGUGUUGUGUUCCACGUUGCAGAAGAAAUUACGAAAAUGGGCCACGACUAGCGGUGUUUUCUUUUCCUAAAAGCACUGAACUACAGCAGAAAUGGAUAUCGGCAAUACAUCGCAAAAAUUUCCAGGUUACACAGAAUUCGAAGGUCUGCGAGCUCCACUUCACAGAAGACCUCAUUCUGAAAUAUAGUGAAUAUUUCGGCAGUUCCACAGGGAAGAAAUAUUCUAUGCCACUUCCAAAACCUCGCCUUAAAACAGGAGCCAUACCAUCCAUUCUGCCUAACUGUCCGAAGUAUCUUUCGUCAGCUUCUUGUUCGAGGGAAAGUGGAGAUGAGAGACGAAAGGGUCUAGAAAAUAGAGACUUAGAAAUAGCUAUUGCAGCUAGUGUAGCAACUCAUGCUCAGUAUGAACAGGAAAGACAUUUUGUGGACUUUAAUGGUUUUGUUAAGUGUUUAGUGGGUAUCAAGCUGCCUAAUGACUGGCAUCUGAUAAAGUCAGAAAGUUCCAUAACUUUUGUUCUAAUAGACGUCAAAGAUAUUUCUCAAUAAUUAUGUUAAAAAUUAAUGACAGCCAUAUUGGCAGUAAAAUGAA
This is a messenger RNA of Schistocerca cancellata (South American locust), 686 nucleotides long. RefSeq lists its product as uncharacterized. The coding region runs from base 89 to 643 and encodes 184 amino acids. Lineage: Eukaryota; Metazoa; Arthropoda; Insecta; Orthoptera; Acrididae. The record is from RefSeq and is a predicted model, not a curated record. The transcript is spliced from 2 exons. Gene Ontology annotation, molecular function: sequence-specific DNA binding.